Diuraphis noxia (Russian wheat aphid) is the source of this 609-nucleotide messenger RNA. Its product is annotated as ubiquitin-ribosomal protein eS31 fusion protein. The record is from RefSeq and is a predicted model, not a curated record. NCBI's taxonomy places the organism in Eukaryota, Metazoa, Arthropoda, Insecta, Hemiptera, Aphididae. Gene Ontology annotation, biological process: translation. Gene Ontology annotation, molecular function: structural constituent of ribosome; protein binding. Gene Ontology annotation, cellular component: ribosome.
UAUAGGUUAUGUGCUAAAAACGAAAAUUCUUUCACUUAUGGCUCGGGUUUGAAGUAGAUUUUGAGUUUUGGUUGGCGUUUCUUGUUUCUUUUUGUGCGAAGUUGAUUCGGCAAGAUGCAAAUUUUUGUUAAAACCCUUACGGGUAAAACAAUAACUCUUGAGGUUGAGUCAUCAGAUUCAAUUGAAAAUGUAAAAUCGAAAAUUCAAGAUAAAGAAGGCAUUCCCCCGGAUCAACAACGUCUUAUUUUUGCUGGCAAGCAAUUGGAAGAUGGUCGCACACUCUCUGACUACAAUAUACAAAAAGAGUCUACACUUCACUUAGUACUUCGUUUAAGAGGUGGUGCUAAAAAACGUAAGAAGAAAAAUUAUUCCACACCAAAAAAGAUUAAACACAAAAAGAAGAAAGUCAAGUUAGGAAUUCUUAAGUUCUAUAAGGUUGAUGAAAAUGGAAAGGUUCAUAGAUUAAGGAAAGAAUGUGCUGCUGAAAACUGUGGGCCUGGAGUAUUCAUGGCUGAGAUGCCCAACAGAUUUUACUGUGGAAAGUGUAGCUCUACCAUAACUAAAUGAAUUGUAUUUUAAUUUUAUGUACAAUACAGUUUAUUUUCAAAA